Dovyalis caffra is the source of this 1743-nucleotide messenger RNA. The record is from the annotation of a GenBank genome assembly. NCBI's taxonomy places the organism in Eukaryota, Viridiplantae, Streptophyta, Magnoliopsida, Malpighiales, Salicaceae.
AUGGCUCCAAGCAAGAUCAGAAGAGCUCUUGGGGUAGUGAAGGACCAGACUAGCAUCGGCCUAGCCAAAGUUGGCAACAGCAACUCAUUAUCAGACCUUGAUGUAGCCAUUGUCAAGGCAACCAGGCAUGAAGAGUACCCUGCAGACGAGAGGCACAUUCGUGAAAUAUUGAGCUUAACUUCUUAUUCUCGUGCCUACAUCAGCUCAUGUGUAAACACCCUCUCCAGGCGUCUCAACAAGACCAGGAAUUGGACCGUGGCAUUGAAGACGAUUAUUUUAAUUCAAAGGCUGUUGGCGGAGGGUGAUCCAGCUUAUGAACAGGAGAUCUUCUUUGCAACCAGGCGUGGGACUCGCCUUCUUAACAUGUCAGAUUUCCGUGACUCGCGAUCCAAUUCAUGGGACUACUCCGCAUUUGUGCGCACGUUUGCUCUUUACCUUGAUGAAAGGCUUGAGUUUAGGAUGCAAGGUCGUCGAGGGAAGCGUAGUGCAUUUGGAAUAGAAGAAAAUGAAGAGGAGGCUGGCGCUAUUUGUGUAAAAUCGACGCCUGUCCGUGACAUGAAGAUUGACAAUGUCUUUUCCAGGAUGCAACAUUUGCAACAGCUACUUGAGCGCUUUUUAGCCUGCCGCCCCACAGGGGAGGCGAGGCACAACAGGGUUGUAAUUGUGGCUCUCUAUCCAACGGUGAAGGAAAGUAUCCAGUUGUAUUAUGACAUACAAGAAAUAUUGGGCAUCUUAAUCGAUCGUUUUAUGGAGCUAGAGAUUCCUGAGACUAUAAAGGUGUACGAGAUUUUCUGCCGAGUCUCUAAGCAGAUGGAGGAACUCGACAACUUCUAUAGCUGGUGCAAAACUGUUGGCAUUGCACGCACUUCGGAGUACCCAGACAUUGAGAAGAUUACACAGAAGAAGCUUGAUAUAAUGGAAGAAUUUAUUCGAGAUAAGUCUGCACUGGUACAAACCAAGAGAGCUACAUCGGUAGAGCCAAAGAAUGAAACUGAAGAGGAGAAACCAUGUGAAGAUGAUAUGAAUGCAAUAAAGGCACUACCACCACCUGAAAGUUACACGGAGACCCCCGUAGAAGAGGUGCAGGAAGAAGUCAGGGAUGAGGAGAAAAGGGAAAUCAAUACACAACAGGAGGCUGAUUUGUUGAACUUGCAUGAUGAUGCUUUGUCAACAGAAGAACACGCAAAUAAAUUGGCCUUAGCUUUGUUUGAUUGUGGUGCACCAGCUGAUCCUCCACAAGCUCCUGCAUGGGAAGCCUUCAAUGAUGAUACAACAGAUUGGGAGGCAGCUUUGGUUCAAUCAGCAAGCAAUUUAACAAAUCAGAAGACAACACUUGCUGGUGGUCUUGAUAUGAUGUUGCUUGAUGGCAUGUACCAACAUGGGGUGCAAACAGCAGCAAUGUCCGCUACAGGUUCUGGAGUUCAUGGAAGUGCUAGUAGCGUUGCCCUCGGUUCGGCUGGAAGGCCUGCAAUGUUAGCUUUGCCAGCUCCACCAGUGUCAAGUGGUGGCGCUACAACAUUAGCAAAUCCAGAUCCAUUUGCUGCCUCACUUGCGGUUGCACCGCCGCCUUACGUGCAAAUGUCUGACAUGGAAAAGAAACAGAAGCUGUUAGCGGAAGAGCAGAUGCUUUGGCAGCAAUAUGCGAAGGAUGGAAUGCAAGGACAGGUUGCAUUUGCAAAGCUGCAAGCUAAUUCUUACAACGUGGGAGGUUACACACACGGCUACCAUCCAAGAUCAGGUUAA